Danaus chrysippus (African queen) is the source of this 3894-nucleotide messenger RNA. Lineage: Eukaryota; Metazoa; Arthropoda; Insecta; Lepidoptera; Nymphalidae. The record is from the annotation of a GenBank genome assembly.
AUGUUGCGCCCGGAGUCACCUCUCGCUGAUCACCGCAGCCUCCUGCCGCGCCGCCUGCUGCCGGCCAAGGCACAGAUCGCACCCGUCGACAAGAAGAAGAACAGGCGAUCUCUAGAACUGAACCCUCCGUCCAACGAACACGCCCCCUACGACUAUCCCAAACUACUCAUAUCCAAAACAACUGAUUCACUCAACACAGAAUGCCCUAGGAAACUGAUCAACAAACAAGACUCCUCCGAUAGCCUCAAGCGAGCGUUGUUAUCAAAGGAAGAUAAGAAAUGCGCGUUGAAAGAAGUAGACAAGAAGGUGUUAACUAAACAGGACUCAAACGAGAGCCUCAAGAAGAAUCCGCUCAGCCGACAGGAUUCUAAUGAUAGCGCUAAAAGAAGGGACUCGGACCCGAAAUGGCUGAGACCGGACGAAAAGAAAAGUGUGGAGAUUAAGAGAGGCGGUGAUAAGAAAGGUCUACUGGAGACUGAUAUAGAUGACGCGUGUAAACGGAUCUAUGAGAGGAGAACGGGCUGCGCUCGACCUACCCUGCCUCCCGUCGCGGAGAAGGGUGUGUCUCCCAAAUCACCGAAUGGAAGCCCUAUCACGCCGGGGGUGGUCGCCGUAGCUGAGGGGGUCGUGCGAUGGGGUAGUGGACUACUGUCUCCGAAAGACGAGCCAAGACUAAGACCGGCAAGGAGCUGGUAUGGAUAUGGAACACUGCCCACCGACGGUGACAAGAUGGGAGCAGGUGCGAACGGACCCGGGGGCCGUCGGGCCCUCGAGCUCAUACUAAGCGGGGGCCUUAAGUCCCUCGCCAGGCCCCCUAAACCGGUCCGAAGGGCGGCCUCCAGAGAUUCUGUCCUAUCACAACCGCAGCCGUUGCUGGAAGGUCUUCGUAAAUGUUCCACCGUGCUGGCUUUAACUGAUCGUGAGAAGGCCCCGGAACCGAUCAGAGCUCAUAACAAGCUGAGAGCGCCAUCCGUAUGUUCCAGGUGUUCGUCACUACUAUCACUCGCAGGAGCUGGAGGUUCCAGAUACUCGUUGGACCACGCUGGUGGGUUCGUCCCAGCCGCUCCGAUCAAUUGCAAGCUUUGCUUAGACGACGCGACCUCUGAUAACGUGACCGUCAUCUCGGGAUGUGGAUGCAGCUUCUGCACCAGGUGCAUGAAGGCUUACGUGGAAUUCGAAGUAUGCAACGGUGCGUAUGAGGUCUCCUGUCCCGAUGACCGAUGCAGCGUUGGUGCAGCUCUAUCCUUGGAUGAGAUAGGACUACUCGUUGAACCAUCGGUCAUGGAGAAACAUCUCAAGUUCAGGCUCAAUCAUGAAGUGGCAAUGGAUGCGAUGCGUGCUUUCUGUCCUCGACCCGGCUGUGAUACAGUGGUACAGGUCCGAGCAGCCAGCCCAGCACAUUGUCCAACAUGCAGACACGACUUCUGUUCACAGUGUAACCAAGAGUGGCAUGGCGGUAUAUCCUGCGAGGCGGCUGCUGCGUCAUCAUCUAUGGGUGGUGCUGGAGCCCCACUCCUUCCAGACUCGGAGUUAAUCAAACUCUGUCCCAUGUGUCGCGUCCCCAUAGAAAAAGACGAGGGCUGCGCUCAAAUGAUGUGCAAGAGAUGUAAACACGUCUUCUGUUGGUACUGUCUCGCCUCGCUUGAUAAAGGGUUUUUACCCGGGAUUUCUGGAUGCCUAGAACACAACACCUUGCUGUCGGAGAGUUUGAAAGAUGCUAGAAAAAGCGAGCGGCAAAUCACUGUUUGUUGGAUAGACUUGGAGAACGCGUUCGGGUCGAUACAACACGAAUUGAUGCUAUUCGCGCUUAGAUGGUACAACUUUCCACCCCUAGUUAGAGAUAUGAUCGCGUCGUAUUACUCAAAAUUAAGGUUUUCUAUAAUAACUAAAGAAGGCCCUUCAAAAAGUUUGAGUUAUAAUGUAGGACUGUUUCAAGGUUGUUGUCUAUCUCCAAUUGCGUUUAAUAUCGUAAUUAACAUCUUAGUAGACAAAUUAAUCUGUAACGAGAAAAAAUGGGGUUAUCGGUUUAAGUUUAAUAAUAAAUACACGGAAUCCAUUUUAGCCUUCGCUGACGAUCUCGCAAUACUGACACGUAACCCCAAACACUGUCAGGUACUAUUGGAUGAAGUGGAUAAAUUCUGUGAGUGGACGGAUGGAUUGAGGACAAAACCCAGUAAAUGUCACUGUCUGUGUCUUGGUAGGCGGAAUACAAGAUACACCUCAUACGAUCCGGGACUAUCGUUAGGCGGUCAAUGCAUUUCUACGGUUACGGAAAAUGCACCAUUUAAAUUUCUCGGUCGUAAGAUAGAUAAUAUAGGCCGUACUCCAUCUUUAGAAGGAAUAGUAGAUAGCUUUUUGAACGAUCUUGACAAGUUAGAUGCAGGCGUCAUAAAGAUGUUGAAGUUGUGGCUCGGGCUCGCUCUAACGGCUGAUUCAUCGGCGUUAUUUAGGGGAAGCAAUAGUUUUGGGAUGAGUCUAAAAAGGCCAUCGGAGCUCUAUAAACACCUAAGAGUUUCCAAGAGAUAUAUCCUGGGGAAAUCCCAUGAUGACAUAGUGACAUCGCUCCCAAAAGAUGAAGAUGCCCCCGAGCUAGAGUCACGACUUCAAUUCCAUAAGCAAUUUAUGAUAGGAGCACAAAGUAACAAAGUAGGGUUAGGAUCAAAUAGGAAAGUCCAAGAUGCGGAUAUAUUGAAGUCUUUUAUUCGGCAAGACGAGAAUGAUAAAUAUAAGAUCCAUGCAAUGAAUUUAGAAAUGCAGAACGAGUGGUUAGACAUGGGAGAUUUUUGCAUCCCAUUAGCAUUAAAAUGGCGCACUUUAAUUUAUGAUUGGUCGCCAGCAUUGCUAAAAUUCUAUCUCAAUGCGUUCCAGAUGACUCUCCCAGAUCAGAGUAAUUUAGUAAGAUGGGGUAAAAGUACCGAAAAAACUUGCUAUAUCUGUGGAAAGGCAGUUGGAACUGCUAAGCAUCUGCUAGUGGGAUGUAAGGUACUCCUUGACAGCGGUCAAUACUCGCGUCGUCACGAUAGGGUUCUAGAAGUCAUACGUGAAGCGGUUAGUCUUUCGGUAGCCAGAGCGCAAAAGGGAAUAACCACAAACGAACGAUCAGUAGGUUUUGUGAGAGAAGGCUCUAGGGCUACAAAAUCAAACGUCAAGCCUUACUCCAUCCUUAAAGCGGCGUCGGAUUGGACUAUAAUGAUGGACACGUAUGAAAAACAAUAUAAAAUCCCCGAGGAUAUUUGUGCGUCGGCCUCCAGACCGGAUAUAUUUUUGUUUUCGCGAAUUUUAAAGCGCGUAGUGAUGAUAGAGCUUACGGUCCCUUGGGAAACCAACAUCCCCAAAGACCAUACCAUCAAGGUCAACAAAUAUUACGAGCUCACAAACGAACUCACUCGAAAUAGGUUCGUAGUAGAUUUGUACGCGGUAGAGGUGGGAGCGAGAGGUAUAACAGCGAAAUCUCUCUAUAACCUACUAAAGGACUUGGGCUUGUCCAGAACUCACAUUAAUGCAUUCUUGGAACGUACAUCGAAGGCAGCCCUAGUAGGUUCUUUUCAAAUUUGGUUAGGUAGGGAGAGGAGCUUGGACAGUGGAGGUGAGCGUAUAACGCGCGAUGACUUUCUUCUGCGACACUACGACAAGGGUCCUUGCAAGAAUAAAUUGGGCCAUUCAAGAGCAUCAGUGUUAUGGCAUCGUGCUCAGGUGGUCGGUAUUUUCGCUGGUUUCGGUUUACUACUACUCGUUGCCAGUCCAUUGUUACUAUUGGCCGCGCCUUGCAUCGUAUGCUGCAAAUGCAGACUCUGUAAUCCCAAUACGAAGAACUUGGAAGAAGUUGAUGAGAUAGAGAGCAUCAGCCCCGGCCGUGAAGACGACGACGAACGUACGAGAUACAUCUCAGACUGA